ACUUUUAAUGAAACUUUCUUGGAAGGGUAAAAUUUUUGUUUGGCUAGUCCCGAACGCCGAAUUUUCAAGAAAAGCGUAGUUUUUGACGUAGUUAUUGGUGAUUUCGUUUGCUCAAGUGUACAACUUUGUUGUUUGCGAUUGGGUUUUUGGGCGGCUUAUUAGUUUCCGUUGUUUCCAGCUCUGAACAACAGCUGACGUACGUGUCGUGAAAUGGCUGCUGGGUCAACGCUGCAAAAGGCGAUCGAUAUCGUAACGAAGGCCACUGAAGAGGAUCGCAACAAGAACUACGAGGAAGCGUUACGCCUGUACGAACAUGGGGUGGAGUACUUUCUGCAUGCCAUUAAAUACGAGGCGCAGGGUGAUAAAGCAAAGGAUUCUAUUCGAACGAAAUGUCUCCAAUACUUGGACCGAGCGGAGAAAUUGAAGGCAUACUUGAAGAAGGGCAAAAAGAAACCAGUUAAGGAUGGCGGUAGUAGUUCGAAGGAAGAUAAGGGUAAAAAGGAGGGCGAUAGUUCCGAUUCCGAUUCGGAUGAUCCAGAAAAGAAGAAACUACAAUCGAAAUUGGAGGGGGCAAUCAUCGUGGAAAAACCGCACGUCAAAUGGUCCGACGUAGCCGGUUUGGAAGGAGCGAAGGAAGCGCUGAAAGAAGCGGUCAUCCUUCCGAUUAAGUUUCCACAUUUGUUCACAGGGAAACGUAUUCCGUGGAAAGGCAUUCUAUUGUUCGGGCCACCAGGAACCGGUAAAUCUUAUUUGGCAAAAGCAGUAGCCACCGAAGCAAACAAUUCGACUUUCUUCUCCGUGUCCAGUUCGGAUCUAGUAUCCAAAUGGCUAGGAGAAUCGGAAAAGCUAGUGAAAAAUCUUUUUGAAUUAGCUCGCACCCAUAAACCAAGCAUUAUUUUUAUCGACGAAGUAGAUUCACUAUGUUCUUCACGAUCGGACAAUGAGAGUGAAAGUGCACGUCGUAUCAAGACCGAAUUUCUCGUCCAGAUGCAGGGUGUCGGUAGUGAUAACGACGGAAUUCUUGUACUAGGAGCUACCAACACUCCGUGGAUCCUUGACUCGGCUAUCAGAAGACGAUUUGAGAAACGCAUAUACAUCCCGCUACCCGAAGAGCACGCUCGUUUGGUCAUGUUCAAGCUGCAUCUGGGAAAUACGGCUCACUGUUUGUCGGAGGAAAACAUUCGUACGUUGGCUAAGAAAACGGAAGGAUAUUCCGGGGCGGAUAUCUCGAUUGUGGUUCGAGACGGACUAAUGCAACCGGUACGAAAGGUUCAAUCUUCAACCCACUUCAAGAGAAUAACUGGACCAUCACCGACCGAUAAGGAAACCAUAUGCAACGAUCUGCUGGUGCCGUGCAGUCCCGGGGAUCCUGAUGCGAUCGAGAUGACCUGGAUGGAGGUACCGAGCGACAAACUGUCCGUUCCUCCGGUGACAAUGGGCGACAUACUGAAAUCGUUGUCAAGUACCAAACCUACCGUAAAUGAGGAGGACAUGAAAAAGCUGGACAAAUUUACGGAAGACUUUGGCCAAGAAGGUUAGCGCGGCAAAGCUGGCAAAUCGAUUUAUGUUGCCUUUUGUCCUAGCGUGCGCACCCUGCUUGUCCUGUAUGCGUUUUCUCUGUAAGUCUACGGUUCUUUUAAAUAAUAAAUGCCAGGAAUCACCAGCUAAACGAAGGAUUAUAUGACUUUAUUCGAGAGAGUUUAUAACUUAAUAGAUAUUUUGUAGAUUUAUGCAGUAAAUUGCUACAAAUAAAUGUUGGCAUCUGGACCUGUUAAAAUUUGUUCGAUAUUUAAAUUAAGUUUCACUACUUUACGAAUGAGGGUCGCAUGCACCAAAAACAGAAAGAAACAAAAUAAAUUUGAGAAACCCGAUGUAACAAUAAUUUAAGUCUAAUAUAUUCUCUGGACUUUUGCUCGAGUACAGUUGCAUGUGUUGUUGACUGAAAAAAAAAUCUACAAUACAAAACUGGCUUCGGAAUCAUGAUUGGAGAUCAAUAAAAUGUUAUCGCUGGAAA
Topomyia yanbarensis is the source of this 2014-nucleotide messenger RNA. Its product is annotated as vacuolar protein sorting-associated protein 4-like. Bases 211 to 1539 code for a protein of 442 amino acids. The transcript is spliced from 5 exons. The record is from RefSeq and is a predicted model, not a curated record. NCBI's taxonomy places the organism in Eukaryota, Metazoa, Arthropoda, Insecta, Diptera, Culicidae. Gene Ontology annotation, biological process: endosomal transport; vacuole organization. Gene Ontology annotation, molecular function: ATP binding; ATP hydrolysis activity.